AAUGAAACUUAUUUUGGUCAUUUUUCUCUUUGAGUGAUGUUUUUGUAACAAAACUUAUAAGAAACUAUUUAAGAGAAUUAUCCAAUAUUGUAUGUAUCACUAUUAUUAUUUUUUAAUUUGAAAGAAAAAGUAAAUAAUCAUGCUAUAUUAUUUAAAAUAAAUAAAUUAUAUAUUUACUUUACAAAAAAAUGGUAAAAAGAGGUAAUAUAUAUUUAUAAAAAUCUAUACUAAUCUUAAAAAUUUAUGAUCAUAUUUCAUAAGUCAAUGUAUAUAAAUUUUCAUAAUCCACAUAGUUUUUUUAAAUUUAUCGACUUUUAAAUUCAUAAACUCUAUACAAAUUCACCUCAGUAACCUCUUAGCGAAUUGUUUUUCCAUACAUUUAUGUUUACUCCUACAACCGUUUCGAGUACGAAACCAACUUAUAAGAGAAUGAACAUUGAUAUGACUUUGCCCGUAUGAAUUGCACUAUAAAGUCCUAAAGUAUCUAACACGUAUUAAUAGCAGUAAUUAAUAGAUACACACAUAUAAUAAAGAGAUCUCAUAAAUAAAUUUAUAAAUAUGAAAUAUAAAAAUUGGACAGGGUGUCAUAAUAAUUUAUGGGGACAGCUCUCGUGGCUAUGCAUUUAUGACCACUAACAUGCAAGGGCACGGAUGCAUGCAUAUUUUAGUCAUAUAUACUUGUUAGAUUCUUCUUUAAAAUUACUUAUAUUCAAUAAAAUACAUCUUAAAAUGUUCUAUCAUUAUUUAAAUACAUUCUAUCAUAUUCAACUAGAUCUGGUUUAGUUAUUAGUAUUUCUUUUCUGUGAACUUCGAAUUUUCGCAUUAUAAAAGGGUUUUAAUCACCUGCUGACAAAAUAAGUAUUUUAGGUCGACAGUUAUUUUAUGUAUUUCAAAGAUAUUGUCAGUUUCUCGUAUGGGAGUGAUCGGAACAUAUUUAUUGGUAUCUUACUUCACGACCCCAUGUCAACUCUUAUGUAGGUAAUUUGUCCCCACUUAAUUAAGUUUUAGUUGUUUAUUAGCUCAAAUGCAUUAACUGCCUCGUUUCCAAACUCUUUCUACUAUGUAGUAUGAUUUUAUUAUACAUAGUUAUGCAGGAAACACUAAUUAACAGCAUCUGCUAAUCAAUAUGAUUUUGCAGGGAAAUUGUAUCACUGUUCUGUUAGUAUUGGUUAUCAGUACAGUAGAUUCCAUAUCAACACUAUAAAUGUAUAAAUAUAUUCUAGUUUUCUUAAGCUUUGUGUGCUUGCUUUCAUAUUGUUCUAAUCAUCUUUUCAUAUGACAAAAUGGUAGAAAACUUGUGUAUUCAUAUACUUAACAUUAUAUAGCACAUAAAAGUGUACUUAGGUUUAAUGAUCUUCUUAGUUGCAUGCAUAUAUCUUAAUUGUUGGUACAUUUUAAUAGAAUGACUUGAUUGAUAUAUUUAUUGCAUUUACAUUUUUGCGUAGGUCUAUUUUUAUUUUUUUUUGUCGUUCAAAAAAAAACUAUAUGGUUGUAGUCUUAUAGGGACACUAUGAACGACUGUAAUCACACACACUGCAAAAAAAAAUGCCAUAAAUAUGAAAACAGAGGACAUAGCAGAUCCAAUUGAAUAAUGUUUUAAUAAAAUCUUUGAUGAAUAAACUAAAAUAGACGUAUUUUAAUAAUAAUUAAAAUAUUGAGAUCUUAACAAUUAAAGAGUGUAGAGUAAAACUCACUUCAUUUGCGUCAGAACUCCCGGGAAAAAGAAAACAAAAUGUCGGUUUCACUUCAUAACUUUCUCACUCAAUUUCCCGGAAAGUUACAAAGGCAUUCCUUUUUCAGGUUCUGAAGUCAAGUCACAGAAACACAAAAGUAGAAGCACAAAAAGGGCUGGAGCUUUAGCUAUUUUUGUAUUCUUGAAGCAUGAUCUUGACUUUCUGAUAAAGAUAAUUCUAAUACAAAGAGCUCUCAAAAAGUGUGAGAAAAUGUUGGCUCUAAUGAAUUGUGCUUCUUCAUCUUUCUCAUCCUCUUCGUCUUCGUCUUCCUCUUCCUCUCCCACUUCUUCUUCUUCAUGUUCUCCAAGGAACAGAGAAAACAUGGUUGUGCAGAGUGGUGUUGAUGUGUCAUCUCCAAGUUUCUCUUCAGACACAAAACUUAUUGAUAAGAAUAUAAUUACUCACAAAAGCUCCAAUCUCUGUCUCAUCCCAAAGUCUUCAGAAGAAUUGAAGAAGGAGAUUGCUUCAAUCGAGUUAGAGAUUCUACACAUGGAACGUUAUCUAUUGUCACUCUACAGAAAGUCUUUCGAACAACAAGUUUCGUCCUUGUCUAAUCUCUCUGCAAAAACGUUAAAACGUUCAGUGACUACUUCACCAUCAUCAUUAACUCUCUCAAAUAACUACCAGUCUUACGAGAAACCGAUCUCGUAUCCUCGGAGUUUCAACACUAGCUUGAAAGCCUUAUCUUUAAGGGAAGGGACUAGAGAAGUAUCUGUUAAGCAGAGUCUUGGAGAGCUUCUUGGAUCAUCUCUUAUAGUUGAUGAUCACAACAACUUAAUAAACCCGAAUAAACUCUCUGAAGAUAUCAUGAGAUGCAUAUCUUCUGUGUACUGUACACUUUCAAGAUGCUCAUCAACAAGAAGAGACUCCUCAGCUUGUUUCUCUGCUUCUCCUCUUUCAUCAUUGUCGAAUUCAUCAACCAUUUUCUCUUCAAAAUCCGAGAAAUGGAGUCUGCAUUGCGCUAGUGAGGAUCAUAGUCAAGAUCAAGGCAAUGUUUUGCCUUGUGGUGCUCUUGUAAUAGAUGCUCUUAAAGUACACUUGGAUGAUAGUAGUUUCAGUUAUGCUGCUCUUAUGCUUCAAAAAUUCAGAUCAUUGGUUCAGAAUCUCGAGAAAGUUGAUCCGAGUAGAAUGAAACGUGAAGAGAAGCUUGCGUUUUGGAUCAACAUUCACAAUGCUCUUGUGAUGCAUGCUUACUUAGCUUAUGGAACUCACAACCGUGCAAGAAACACCUCUGUUUUGAAGGCAGCUUAUGAUAUUGGAGGCUACCGCAUAAACCCUUUCAUCAUACAAAGCUCAAUCUUAGGAAUCAGACCUCAUUACUCAUCACCAUCACCUUUACUCCAAACACUGUUUUCACCUUCAAGAAAGUCCAAAACAUGCAGUGUGCGACACGUUUACGCGUUGGAAUACCCCGAGGCCUUGGCUCAUUUCGCUAUUUCCUCAGGAGCAUUCACAGAUCCCACGGUUCGAGUUUACACUGCGGAUAGAAUCUUCCGUGACCUAAGACAAGCGAAGAAAGAGUUUAUCAGAAGCAAUGUUCGUGUUCACAAAGGGACAAAGAUAUUGUUGCCAAAGAUCUUUCAGCAUUAUGUUAAGGACAUGUCAAUGGAUGUGUCUAAGCUCAUGGAAGCAACAGCUCAGUGUUUACCAGAGGAUGCGAGGAGGAUCGCUGAGAAAUGUUUGAAGGAGAAGAAGAGCAAGAGUUUUGAAUGGUUACCUGAAAACUUGAGUUUCCGGUAUGUCAUUGCCGGAGAAUUGGUCGGAGGAAGAAACAAGACCUCAUGAUGGAUGGUCUUAUUACUUUUUUUAUUCAUAGAAGUUUUGUGUGUGUUUGGCCUCAAGAUGUGAUUAAAUAAUUAAAAUUACCAUUAGUGUUUGAUUUCAUAUUUUUGUAUUUCAGACUGGUGUAAAGCAAGAGUUUUUCAAGUGAAAAAAAAUUGUAGAGUA
Molecule: messenger RNA, 3680 nt
Organism: Brassica rapa (field mustard)
Lineage: Eukaryota; Viridiplantae; Streptophyta; Magnoliopsida; Brassicales; Brassicaceae
Source: RefSeq, a predicted model, not a curated record